Molecule: messenger RNA, 802 nt
Organism: Drosophila montana
Lineage: Eukaryota; Metazoa; Arthropoda; Insecta; Diptera; Drosophilidae
Gene: Cp19
Product: Chorion protein 19
Exons: 2
Coding region: 146-772 (208 amino acids)
Biological process (GO): multicellular organism development
Cellular component (GO): egg chorion
Source: RefSeq, a predicted model, not a curated record
AUAAAUUCGCAGCGAGAUCACGUUUCGAGUGCUUCAAUUAUUUUGCUUAUAUAAAGAAGUGUGCUUGGCAUUUGGUUUGUUAAUUGUGCCAACUGUUUCAAGCAGCUAGAGCCCAAAAACAACAAAAACAAAAAUAAGCACAGCCAUGAACAAGUUCGCCACUCUUGCGGUAUUCAUCAGCGUCUGCCUCGCCGUCGGCAGCUGCAACUACGGAGGCCAACACGGCGGCUCCGGCUACGGUCACCGCAGCAUCUCCAGCUACGGACAGCGUGGAGAUGGCAGCGCUGCUGCCGCAUCGAGCGCCGCUGCUGCCGGUGGCAAUGACCAGCGUCCCGUAGAGAUUGUUGCCGGUCCCCGUUAUGGCGGCAGCGAGCAACUGCGCCCGAUCCUCCUCGACUCCGGCUACCAUGGUGGCCACAACGAAUACGGUCGCGGACAGGGACACAUUGGACACCUCGUCGGCGGCGGCAGCUAUGGCGGACACAUCGCCGGCGGCAACCAUGGCAACCAUGGCGUCAACCAUGGCGGCAACCAUGGUGGCAACUAUGGCGGCCAGCAGCGCGGCUAUGGCCGUCCCCGUUGGUCUGUCCAGCCCGCUGGCGCCACUCUGCUGUAUCCCGGCCAGAACAGCUACCGUCGUUAUGCUUCCCCACCAGAGUACACCAAGGUGGUGCUGCCCGUGCGCGCCGCUCCCCCAGUUGCCAAGCUCUACCUGCCCGAGAACAACUAUGGCAGCCACGGUGGCUACCAAAACGAGGGACCCAAGUACUAGAGGACCAAUCCCCUCUUGGCUACUUCUCUC